CAGCGUGCGUACAGAGAUGGAUGAGCGUGCUUUCUGCUUUGCCGCCGAGCGAGGAGCGAUCUCAGAGCAAUGAGACUCGCAACGGGACUCGAUGACACACGAUGGGAGCCCCGCGCGACAAGAGAGGUCGCCGCGGUGGGAGUCGAGGUCAGGAUCGGCUGUGGUAGGCAGACUUUCUUCGCCCACGCUCGCCACCACAUCUCUCCUCGCGCCCAUCUCUCGUCGUGCUCUCGAUUUCCCCAGAGCUCAAUACACCACUUUGCAACGGUACCUGCGCGCCCCACGCCGUACGUUUGCCAGCGAAGCAGCAGCGGCGGCAGCAAAGAAGAUGGGCGCAUGAUACAUGAGCUCCCGCCUCAUCGCUGCGUUCUUUCGAAUGCGUCCGCGAGUUGCACUUCGCAGUCGUCCAAGUCGCCGUCCCUCUCGCCGUCCUCGCCGCGCCGAUGGGCCACAAUCUGCAAAAAUCUGCCGACCGCCGACGGCAGCUGCUAGCCCGCCGUGCGCUAGAGAAAGAGCACCCGGCGGCGGGCGGCGGGCGGCAGAGGAUGGCGCGGCGGCCUCUCGCGCAGAGGCAAAGGAGGAAUGUCAUCGUGCCGCGG
This is a messenger RNA of Jaminaea rosea, 599 nucleotides long. RefSeq lists its product as hypothetical. The transcript has 2 exons. Bases 70 to 492 code for a protein of 140 amino acids. The record is from RefSeq and is a predicted model, not a curated record. NCBI's taxonomy places the organism in Eukaryota, Fungi, Basidiomycota, Exobasidiomycetes, Microstromatales.